Messenger RNA from Rubroshorea leprosula, 1656 nucleotides. Lineage: Eukaryota; Viridiplantae; Streptophyta; Magnoliopsida; Malvales; Dipterocarpaceae. The record is from the annotation of a GenBank genome assembly.
AAAGAACCAUUUUUGAGAGUGAGGGAGAGAAGUGGUUUACGUGCAACACCAAAUCCCCCUUUUUCAUUCAAGAGAGAAGUUUGUUGGGAGUUUUUUCUUUUUUUUCUUUUUAUAUUAAUUUGAUCUCACCAAAGUCUACCAUGUCUAUCUGCAGCAGCAUCUUUGUUCAUCUCCAAACCUACCCCUUUUAAUCCAUCCAUGUGUUCUCUGAAUCUGCACCUGGCGAUGGAGGAUUCGGAUUUUGAGAAAUUGGUCAAGAGGAGAAGAACACAACUUCUUGGGGAUGAUCAACAGAUAACCGGUAUGGAAAAAAUUCCCAUGGAAAUCGUUGCUGAUAUUCUCUCUAGGCUGCCAAUCACCUCUCUAGUGCAGUUCAAGUUUGUCUGUAAAGCAUGGCGGUCCUUGGCUCAAGAUCCCUUUCUGGCUAAUAACCAUCUCUCCUGCUAUGCUGAGACCAACCCAUGUCUCAUCCUUCACUGUGAUUUCCCUCUCCGAAACCAGCUUUACUUUGUGGAUUUAUCAACGGAGAAUCUUGACAAAGAGAAGGUAAAGAAAUUGCAUGCUCCUUUUCAAUCUACCAUGCCUGAAUUUGAUUUAGUAGGAUCAUGCAAUGGUUUGCUAUGCCUGUCUGAUUCGUUAUACAAUGAUGCACUUUAUGUUUAUAAUCCUUUUACCAUGGAUUAUAUGGAGCUGCCUAAGUCUAAGAAGUAUCCCGAUCAAGAAGUGGUGUUUGGAUUUGGGUUCCAUCCGAAGACUAAGGAAUACAAAGUAGUUAAGGUAGUCUAUUAUAGAAAUACUAGUAACAGGAAUUACCAACGUGCUCGCCGGAUAAGUCAUGUUUAUCCCCAAUCAGAUGUUCAGGUUUUAACUCUGGGUAGCUCUUCUUGGAAGAGUUUAGGAAAAGUAGCAUACCAGUUUAUCCGGCGACCAUCUGAAGCUUUAGUUAAUGGAAGGCUUCACUGGAUCACCAGGCCGCGGAGGUAUCAUCCAGCUCGCAGGAUCAUCUCGUUUGACUUGGAAGAUGAGCAGUUCCGGGAGGUUCAGAAACCUGACUGUGGUGGUCUGAACAGAUGCAAUUACCAUCUGGUUGCUUUGAGAGGAUGCCUUGCUGCAGCUGGUUAUGGCAAUUAUGGGAAAUUGGAGAUGUGGGUUAUGAAAGAAUACAACGUGAAGGAGUCUUGGGAGAAAAAAUUCAGCAUUGGAUCAUACAUGCCAAAAGGGUUGAAACAAAACCUGGAUAGACCUUUCAAGCUCUGGAAGAACACCCAUGGAAGUGUUGUUAAGUUUCUUUGUCUGUUGGAGAAUGGAGAGAUAUUGCUGGAGUAUAAGAACAGAGUGUUGGUUUCUUAUGAUCCAAAGACAGGUAAAUUUAAGGACAUGGCUUUUCAAGGGAUCCCAAAGUGGUUCCAAACAGUUGUUCAUGUUGGCAGCCUCAAUUGGUUUGACACCUCUCAGCCCACACCAUAACUAAAGUGCAGAAAAGAAAAGAACUGGCUUCUUGCUUUGUGAGUUUCCUCUGCACAGAGAUUAAUUUCUUUUGUUUUGUGUUUCAUCUUACAGUAUAAUCAUUUGUGGUUAUAGAAAUGUCAUACACAGAUAUUUUGUAGUUGAAAACUUUAAAUUGUUAAUUCUGCUUAAUAAUAUGAAUCUUUUAUC